This is a messenger RNA of Ahaetulla prasina, 2279 nucleotides long. RefSeq names its product TDP-glucose 4,6-dehydratase (gene TGDS). Gene Ontology annotation, biological process: nucleotide-sugar metabolic process. The transcript is spliced from 12 exons. Gene Ontology annotation, molecular function: dTDP-glucose 4,6-dehydratase activity. Bases 41 to 1105 code for a protein of 354 amino acids. Lineage: Eukaryota; Metazoa; Chordata; Lepidosauria; Squamata; Colubridae. The record is from RefSeq and is a predicted model, not a curated record.
UGACGUAAGGAGCGGAAGUGGAGCCGGGCUCCGCGGGAGGAUGUCCGCGGGGGUCUCGCGGGCCGGAGGGGCUCCGCGGGGUUUGACGAAGCGAGUCCUGGUGACCGGAGGCGCCGGCUUCAUUGCUUCCCAUGUGAUAGUUUCCCUCGUGGAAAAGUAUCCUAACUAUAUAAUCAUUAAUCUGGAUAAGCUGGACUACUGUGCAAGCUUAACAAAUCUUAAGACAGUUUCUGAGAAAGAGAACUACAAAUUUGUUCAGGGAGACAUCUGUGAACCCAAUUUCAUAAAAGAAUUAUUUGAGACUGAGAAAAUUGAUAUAGUGUUACAUUUUGCAGCUCAAACGCAUGUAGAUCUUUCAUUUUGGCACAAACUUGAGUUCAACUAUGUUAAUGUUUAUGGAACGUACAUUCUGCUUCGGGCUGCUUAUAAGGCUAAUGUGGAAAAGUUUGUAUAUGUCAGCACUGAUGAAGUUUAUGGAGGAAGUUGUGAUAAGGAAUUUGAUGAAUCUUCACCCAAACAACCCACAAAUCCUUACGCAACAUCUAAGGCAGCGGCUGAAUGCUUUGUCCAAUCUUACUGGGAAAGAUAUCAGUUUCCAGUGGUUAUAACACGGAGCAGCAACGUUUAUGGACCCCAUCAGUUUCCAGAAAAAGUUAUUCCUAAGUUCAUUUCUCUCUUACAGCAGAACAGAAAAUGUUGCAUCCACGGUUCAGGGCUUCAGAAAAGAAAUUUUCUUUAUGCUGGUGACGUAGCAGAAGCAUUCCUCACCGUUCUGAAGAAAGGGCAGCCAGGCGAAAUCUACAACAUUGGAACCAGUUUUGCAAUGUCUAUUACCCAGCUUGCAAAGGAAUUAAUCCAUCUUAUUAAAAAUACUAGUUCAGAAGCUGAGAUAGAACACUGGAUGGAUUAUGUUAAAGACAGACCUACAAACGACAUGGGAUAUCCAAUGAAUUCUGGAAAGAUGUAUAGUUUGGGCUGGAAACCCAAGGUCUCUUGGAACGAAGGAAUCAAGAAAACAAUUGAAUGGUAUCAAGAGAACUUCCACAACUGGAAAAAUCCAGAAAAGGCUUUGGAACCAUUUCCUAUUGCUGGAGAAUCUGUAUGAAUUUGAAUGCAUCAGAGCUGGAAGGGAAUAAAAAAAGAAAUCAUACUACCUCAAGAACACAUUAAGAAAAAAAAAUGGAGUAAUUGAAGGUGCAUUGUAUUCAAGAAACAAGUAGCAGAAUAGAAUGGAAUUUUUGAAUUCCCAAUGUGAUCCUCUUUGGGACCAAAUUAAUUUCACAAACACUCUAGUACUGAAGCUUUAAAAUGAUAUUUCAAGACAACAACAUUUUUCCCUUUAAAAUUGCACUUUAAAGUAGCUCUUUUGUAUUGUUACAAUAUUGUAUUAUCAGUAUUAUUAAAAUGUAGACAAUUUUUUAUACUUAAGGUAGGCAUACUCUUUUUUUAAAAAAAAAAUAAUUUUUAUUUCCAUUUUCCAACAUCAUAUUUAUGUACAAACUAUUAUCCAUCAUUAAUCAUUAAUUUUUAUUUAUUACUAAUUCAGGCGUGCCCGAUUGCCACUUUCUUUCUUCACAACCUCCCUCUCUACCCUCUACUACUUUCACAUCCUUCCUCUCCUUCACUUUACUACUUCCUCUCCUCCUUCUCCACUCCUCCCUUCUUCCACCCUAUCUAACCUUCUUAUUCCCCUCCUCCUUCUCUACUCUUUCCUACCUACUUUCUUCCCUCCUUCUACUCCUCUCUCCUUUUCUUUCUGAAAUAGCAGUCGAGCAUCCCCAAUAUCAUUUUAAAUUUUAAUUUCAUAUCUUCAAAAAUUACUGUACAUUAAUAAUCAAUCCAUGUAUCAUUUUUCCCCCAUUUCCCCCCUCCUCCCCCUUCCCCCCCCCCUUCAUCAUGUUUACCAGAGGACAUUAGUAUUCGGUUCCUUUUUAAAAUACUGUCCUGUGCUGAUUGAUGUCUGAUGAUUCCAGAGCUGAAUUGAAAAGAUGGGAAUUUUUCUACUUGCUCAACAGGAAUUGAUUUGUGGACAUUCAGGUCAUAUUUUAACAGAAUAAAAAUAUAUUUCAGUUAUAUUUUAUAUUUGUUUUAUAAAAAUAUUCUGUGUGAAAUGAUAAAUUACUAGAUUCCUUUAAGGGUAAUGAGUGUUUUAAGAUUCAUAUAAAGCAAGGGUGUCAAACUGGCGGCCUGUGGGCCAGAUAUGUCACCUGCAGGCCACACCCACCUCAGCUCCGUGAAUGGGGAAAACGUCACGAAACAUCACAUGACAGCAACAUGAC